Molecule: messenger RNA, 8461 nt
Organism: Catharus ustulatus (Swainson's thrush)
Lineage: Eukaryota; Metazoa; Chordata; Aves; Passeriformes; Turdidae
Product: fatty acid hydroxylase domain-containing protein 2-like
Exons: 11
Coding region: 3733-4728 (331 amino acids)
Biological process (GO): sterol biosynthetic process
Molecular function (GO): C-4 methylsterol oxidase activity; iron ion binding
Source: RefSeq, a predicted model, not a curated record
UGCCUCCGCUCCUUGAAGGAAGAGGCGCCAUAACGCCCACCGGGGCUGGGGUGCGCUCCCAGCAUGGGGAGCCCCCAGCACCCCGAUCCCUUGGGACACGGGCUGCGCCGAGCCCUGGCAGAGCGUCCCCGAAAGAAGCAGCGGCCGCCCCUCCCUCACCAAAGGGAGGUGAGGGGGUCCCCGGGUCCGGGUUAGGCCCGAGCCCCCCGGGCUCCCAGGCCACGGGCGCGCAGGGUGGGAGUGCGGUGAGGGUUUGGUUCCACAGGGGGAUUUGUAAGGCCGAGAGAGUGAACCAGUGCGGUCCUGUUUGCUCCUACGGUGUAGUGCGUAUCAAGCUCCUUGAGCAAGUUCUGCUUCUUCCUGCAGGGGCACAGAAGUCAUUUAAGUUCCUACUACACCUGCAGACUUGUAGUCUGGCUUCUCCUGUUCCAGGAAUGGAAUUUAAAUUACGUUAGCAACAGAAGGCUGUAGCUGGUAAAGCAGCUACUGUUUGUGUAACACGGCAGCCAACACUUGCUUUGCUGGCUGAUGCUGAUGGCAGAUAGGCAGUUCAUUUGGAAACCUGUCUAUUAAUGAAGCUUAGAUAGUAUUUCCUUUCUUUUAGACUGCUUUCCUUCUGGACAGGGUUGUAUCUGUUGUAAAAUAGGUAUGUGCCUCUAUAUAUACAUGUGUUCUGGUACUGGAUUGUCUGCCCACCGUAUGGGAGUCUUUCCCUAAAUCUUGGCUACAUGCCCAGCAUUUUGAUCAAAAUAUCUGGAAAAGCAGAUAUUGGUGUCUUUCAUAUGUCAGACACUGUUCAGCAGCUCAGGUUUAAUGCUCAUGCCUCAGCAGAAAAGUUACCUUUAGAAAAAGAAGAGAGUUUUUCAAGUGCUGCUGUGUCAAGUGACCUUGCUGCUGUCAGCAUCUUAUUACAUUCCCUUUAUUGAGCAUUAUUUUGAUUCAGAGUUUAUCUUCAGCGAUGAUAGAGAGUUACCCUUUUGCCUUAGCUCUGCAGUCUCUGCCGUUGCAUAAUUUAUGCAACAUGCAAUAUGCUGCACUGCCAGAAAGUAAUCACCUUUCUUGCCGUGGUCAGUUGAGUCUGUACUGUUCUUAGCAGGUAAAUUCAGCAGGCUGAAUUACAUUACCCUGUAAAUAUAAGGUUAAAUUUUUAUUUCCCAAAAGAGUUCAGAGUAAUUUUUCUUGCUCAUAAACCCAGCGCUUGAAGGGAUGUUGAGUCCAGGGGAAAAGGGAGGAUGCAUCUCCUCGGGCCAGUGUAAAUAUCUGUGCCUUGGUACUGUAAUAAAAAUGUGUUGCAGGCAAUAAUUACCUGUGAUAAAUUACAUUUGUAGUGUGUCAAAAUUUGUGUGUUAAAAAAAAAGCUGUUCAAGGAUGUUUGCAAGCCCUUGUGGGAAGACCUGGGUUCAUGUUUUGUUUGAUGAGAUCAGAAUUUCUUUCAAACAUGAUAUGGCUAAUAAAGAUUCAGAAUAGCUGGGAAAAGCACCCUGCUCUUUAACAAGUCCCAUCAUUUCUGUAUUUGGAGGUUACCAAGGUUGCCUCCAGCUCCAGCACUCUAAAGCAGGUCUUGAAGAGUCCUUACAUCUACACAUGAGUGUAGAGCUGCAUUAUAAGGUGAAAUAAAAGUCUUUACCUCAGCAUUUUCACACUGGGCAGCUUGAGCUGCAUGUCUUGUUGUGCCUUUUGGAGCUUAGGCACAGCACCACAAGAAAACUUAUUAUGGGAAUCCUGGAAGGUGAAUUGACGUUUUCCUCACCCUUGUGUUGUUCCACGUGCUCCCACAGCAACCACUGCUGUGCCCUGGCAGAGGGUGAGAAAUUGGUUCAGAAUUCAGGGAAUUAGGCAGUAAUGAUUCAGUAAUAAUUCAGCAAUUAGGCAGUGGGUGAUGUGUCCAAGUUCAGAUUCCUCUUCAGCCUUAGAGGAAUUAUCAGUAUGGGCUUGUUCAGUCCCCUGAAAGAUACUUCCUGGAUUUUCCCCUGAUGUUCCUCUCAAACAGUGAAACAACCAGUGACUAUUAAAAAAAACAUGGGGAGUGAACAAAAUUGUAUAUGAAGUGUCUGAUCAAAAAGCUUUUUUUGCUGUGAAGAAAUCAGACUUCUUGAAUGGCUCAGCAAAGAUUGCAGCAGCAUUGGAGAGUCUGUGGUAGAGACAUCAGCACAGGGCAGCCAGCAGGCAGGAAUUAGUGACAACCUGUGCUAGACACAAAAUUGCAGCAGAAGAUCACUGGCAUUUACAACCCUAUGACUAAUGUGCUGAGCUGUCCCUAUGGGUAUGAAUAUUUCAGAGAUCAUCCAUGUUGGAGCUGAAUAGUGGUUCAAAAGGAACUCUGAGGUCUGAAAAUCACUCUUGUCACCUACUAUUGGCUGUUGGAUGAACAGCCCUCCCCCUGCAAGCUCAAAUCCAAAGAUCAGCUGAGGACAUUAUCCUUAUGGCACCCCUCUCUUGAGAUGCUCAUUUCCACUUCCUCUGCACGUGAGUAAAUAGUUCGAAGGAAUCACAUUCCUCUCCGUUGAGCCUGCUCUGUUUGAUAAAUACCAAUUAAUAGCAACAGCUAAGAAUUACAACUUCUGUCUGGACCAGGGAAUAGCUGGAAUUAGGCAAGAGAAGGUGAUGAUGGGAACAGUUACAGUGUCAAAGGCUGUUCAGUCUUGCAGAGCUCUCUGUAGUUUGAGGUGUUACUGAGAAAGAGUGUGUGUUGCUUCACCUGUGAAGGGCAAACAAAACUAACUAUGAGGCAGAGGUGAUAUUCUGUUUUUUCCUCCUGUGGAAAAAUAGAUCAGGAAAGUUAUGAUAGCAACACCCUCAAUUCUCAGAGCUUAGUUUGCAAUAGGGCACUUUGUAUGGGCUAAGUAACAGAUUGGGGCCACAUUUGCAUAAGAAAGAUCGAUGCUGCUGUAAAUUACAUCUUGCUCUCUGCAAUACCAUAAUUACACACUUUAUGGUCUGUAAACAUCAUGUUUAAAGACAACUGAACCCAAGCACAUACUAACCUAUGUGUAUCUUCACCUCACCCAUGCAAGCAAGGCCUGUGACUGGUUGAGGGCACUGUGUAGCAACAGAGUUGGAGCAAUUUUUAGACUUAGUACAACAGCAUGAAAACUGGACUGCUGUUUUUUUGCCAUAUUCCACAGUAACCCUUACUGCUUUUAACAAAUAAACCUUUGGCCCAUUCAGUUGCAUGGGCAGUAGCUAUUUCGUGUUGCAGCCAUGAGCUAGUGAAUUAUAAAAACUACUUAUCUUUAGGGUGUCAGUGGCUUUUUUAUUCUCAGGUACAAUGAUGAAUAAAACUUGCCUGCAGAGAUGUAUUCCUCGUGCUUAAGUGAGUAACAGUGUGCACAUACACACGAGGAACACUGCCAGCUCUAACAGUGACAUGGCACUGGCUUCACAUGACUUGUCUGGGAGGGGACAGGCAGCUCCUGCUUGGAAACACCCCUGUUGCCCUUGCAUAAACCCUCAUACAGUUUCGACAGCAGUAGUGAAAAGUGAGGAGUUGAACUCUGGGCUCUGAAUAGACACAAAGGACCUCUCCUAGGCUACCAUCAGCAGGAGCUUUUCUAGGAACGAAGGCUCCCCCUAAAAGCGUGCAGUGCUUGGUAGGACAUCAAACAGCACAUCUGCUCCUGGGUCUGCCCACACAGAGUGGCUGAUAUGCAACUGUUCAGGUGACCAGUUUAUUCCUCCUUUCUGAAACACUGCAAGAAGAGUACUCCCAAGAGGCUUCCCUCCAUCAUCAAGAUGGAAGCAGACUCUGGAUAUUCCUCCUCUGCUGAGCUGCAGAAGCAGGGAAAGAAGCUCUCACAUGCCUUGAGGAUCAGUGCCUACGUCUUCAGUACAGGCCUGCUCCUGUUCACUGCCUUAGUGAACUCUGCUUCUUGGUUUAUGCAGAAUGUAACUUUAGGCAAUUUCUGGCAAACAGCAUGGUUGGAGUUCUACGAUUAUAUGGAGGGAGAUGAGUGGACAAUCUUCCUCAUUGGGGCUGCAUUGGUGCCUGCACUUGCUUUCUGGGGCUUCAAUGGAAUCCUUCUGGUGGCUGAUAUAACAGGAAAGCCAACUUUCAUAACUCGCUAUCGCAUUCAGCUGGGCAAGAAUGAUCCUGUGGACACAAAGAAACUGUGGAAAGCCAUCUACACAGCGCUGGCUAAUCAGUUCUUUAUCUCCUUUCCCAUGCUUGUGCCCAUGUUCUACAUCAUGAAAUGGUGGGACACCACCUUCAGCAAGGAAUUGCCAACCUUCCAGUGGUUUCUUGUGGAGCUAAGCAUUUUUACUGUAGUAGAGGAAAUUCUCUUCUAUUAUUCACACAGGCUUGUUCACCACCCAGUGCUGUAUAAGCACAUUCACAAGAAGCACCACGAGUGGACAGCCCCCAUCGGUGUGGUCUCCAUCUAUGCUCACCCAAUAGAACACAUAGUCUCCAACACUCUGCCUGUGAUGACUGGCCCGAUGAUCAUGGGAUCUCAUAUUGUUUCAAUCUCAGCAUGGUUCUCCAUUGCUCUGGUAACAACAAGCAUUUCUCACUGUGGCUACCACCUGCCCCUCCUGCCAUCUCCAGAGUUCCACGACUUCCACCACCUCAAGUUCAACCAGUGCUAUGGAGUGCUGGGAGUGCUGGAUUUUCUGCAUGGCACAGACAAAAUGUUCAGACAGUCCAAAGCCUUCGAGAGACACAAGGUCCUGCUCAGCCUCACGCCGCUCUCUGAAAGCAUCCCUGAUCCACCCAAGAAAGAUGAGUGAACCAGCCCAGCAGCUCUUGCCCUGCAGAAUGAGAGACAAUGAUUUAUGCCAAAUAGUAUUUUAAUCAGGAAAGAAGUUCUUGUCCACACCUAACAAAACAUGAAACUGAAGUUAAAUAUGCUGCUUGAAACGACUGCACUUUUGCUGCCAUUGUUUUCUAUCUGAGACACCAAAAAAAAACCUGCUCUAGAAAUCUAUUUUUAAAAUUUAAUGGUUUGUUUCUCUGUUACUUGCACUGUCCCUUGGUACCAGCUGCCUGUGUAUGAGCCAGGUGUGUUCUGGGCCACAUGGCUCAGUGUUACUAUUAUUAAGGUGUUAGCAUCAGAGGUGAGGAUUUGGCCUCUCUUGUUGGCACUCACUCUAUAGAAACAUCAAAGUCAUUCCAUCUAUAUGUGAUACAAUUAAAAUCAGUUUUUGUGACUCAGAGCACCUGGGACACAGGAUUGCAACUCCGUGGAAAAUCUCUGGGGCCACAGCUUAGAAAGUCUCCCCCACACAGGCAACAAGGGCCUGACUUGCUGUGAGCAGUUUUGAUACACGGGAGGUGAGUACAGGGCUGAACUGGGGCUGCCACAGCCUCAUCACUGCUCCACAAACAGCUGCACACCAAGGGAAUUUCCCCUCAUGGGACAGGGAAGCAGAGCUGGGAGCUGAAGUGCUUCAUGGCAUCACCUCCUCCUGCUGAGCCUCCCCUCUGAGACAGCCAAAAUGCUGAUCAAUUACAGAGAUUUUCCAAGGAAAGCAGAGUCCCUGCUGUCCUGAGCUGUAAGGAACCCCUCCAAGAAAAGACCCAAGAAAAUGGCCCCCAGAACAAUAUGCACACUCCUUAGCACCCACAGACCAUUCAAGACACACUGAAUUCUCUCAGGGAUCUUCCUAAGUCUCAGUCCUGCCUGGGGGCUGGAAAAAAAACCACCCCAUUUCUCCCCAGUACUAGAGCAGCCCCUCGAGGAACAGGGCUGGCCUGUGCUGCACUGACCAUUGGUCACCCCAGCUCUACCUCUGCAACCAAAGUCACUGCCCCUGCUCAUCUCAAGUCCCCAGAACUGCACCUGGAUGAAUCCAGCCCAGUCACCCAUCUGCAGUUCCCUGCAGAGGGCAAGUCAGCAGAACAGAAAACCCAGGCACCACUGUCUUUUGAACUUUUUAUUUUUAUACAUUUUUUUUGUAUUAAAAAGGAAAAAGCAUAAUUACCACAAAUUACAAAGGACUAAAGCAUUACUAGAAUAAUGAAUCACAUCAGCCUAGAAAGCAGAUACUCUGAAUAAUAUUAAUGUUAUAAUACAAGCUCUCAUUCAAGUAUUUUACAUUUUUCUCUUUUCCUUUUAUAUGUGAUGAUCCUAGCACAUGGGUCAAAGAUUAUGUACUAUCAACAGAGAUGGAUCAUGUACAGCGGGCCGUAUUAACAGGAUUUUCCUCCCAAGUGAUACAUGGUCUGUGAUGAGUCAUUUUAAGUUUGUCUCUAUUAUAAAUGCAGCUGAAGAAGGUUGCACACACUCUCUAGUUUUGGGAAACAGAAGGCUGAGGUUGGACACACAGGGUUUGAGAAGGGCCAGCACAUGGAACCAUGACCCCUUUAGCUCCAGACGAGCAGCAGAAAGGCUGCUCUCGCUGGGGUGCAGCUCAGUGGGUGUCUCUGAGCCACACAUCCAAAGGUUUCCAACCCCAGUGGGACCAGGACAGGCUGGGGGUGAGGGGGAAGACGGGGAGCAGGGCUGCACCAGGGAGGCUUGAGGGACCAAGUGGUGCCAAGCACCCCCUCCCAUGAGGGGCACCACUGGCACAAGCCACCCCAGUGCAGGGCUGACACCUGGGGAGAGAGCAGGAGGACAGUGUGGGGAGGGACCCCAGCACGCUCCACAGGGGCCAGCUGGCACCCAGGGCACUCCCUGCUCCUCUGGAGCUUCCCACCAAGGGGAUGUGCUCGUCACAGAUACAUCGGUCCUAUGUUCAAGUGUCUGCAGAAAGUGAAACUGUAAACUACUCCUGGAAAUGCUGCCCUCCAGCCACCCGCUCCACGCCACCGAGAUGAACGUUUGCUUAGAAAAAAAACUGAAAGAAAUUCAUUUAUCUGUUACCUGUAUUGGAAACUUUCAAAAAGUCAGUGAGCCAUUUAACAUCGAGUGUAGCAACCCUCUCGAGAAGAGCCCAGCAUCCAUUUCAAACAGUGACAAGUGACAGAACCAGUCUCAGAGGAGACAGGAGACAAUAAGCAUUGCAAACACAGCUUGCUACAUUUACAGUUUUCCUUUUUUUUUUUUUUUCCUUUUGAUAAAGUAACUGGAAAGGCAUUAACAGCUAGAAGGCCCCCUCUGCACUGCCAUGUGGAACGUGGCAGGACACUGAGGUUAAACACAUCAGUUUGUUACAGUACAACGACCAGUCCCGAGCAGGUGCCGAAACUCGAGGGACCCCAAGGGCUACAGUGAGAAGGCGCCAUCAGGGGUGCCAGGGGGCAGCAGAAGAGAUGGACAGGCAAAAACAGCAGCAGCAUCAUUACUUUUUAAAUCUUUUUUUUUCCCAAAUGAGCAUGGCAAAGCAACAAAGCCUCCUCAAAAAUACACCUUCCACCUCCACUCUGACCCCACACCACAGCUCUGUACCUGUUGCAGCCACCUGCAUUCUAAAAGACAAGUUGACCUUGGCAAGGAGCCCUAAGCUCCAGCAGCCUGGAGGUCCUCCUGAGAGGAGGGGCAGGAUGAGGAAUGCUCCCCUGACUCAGCCUCCCUCAGCCUUUCCAGAAGCAGCUGGGGCUCCCCCCAGGCUCUGCCAGUGGCUGGACACCAGCACCGUGCAGCCCUCGCGGGCUGCGGGACAAUCAGCGCUCACCGGAGCAAGGCUGCAACCACUCAACCCUCUGAAAUUCCAAAACACACAACACAUGGUGGAGGUGAAGCAUCCGAACUACAAGCAAGGCCUAACUCCCUCCUCUGCAGAGCUUCCUCAAAUGCAGACCUCCCCUGGACAGCUGUCCCUUCACUCAGUGGGGACAAGAGCCUCGCUGCUGACCCAGCCGGGCAUGGACCAUGUACCAGGGAGCUCCUGCCCUCUGCCAGCACUGCCCCAGCAUGGAGCAGGAGGGAAUGGUUCUGUGUUCCCUUCCCUGCAGGAAGGCAGGUGAGAGCGAGCAGCAGCUGCCUCAGGCUGUCCCAUCCAUCUUUGCUCUGUCCUGCCCACUGCUGUCCCACAGACAGCAAAACAAGGCACACGGUCCACAGAGCUGAGGGCACUGGGACCACUGGGGUUGCUCUUCUGACCCACCUUCCCCUGGGUGCACACACUGAUGUGACAAACCACUGACUUGGCAGAGGGGGGAGGGAAAACACUUCCACGCCAAGGCUAGAACCUCAGGAUCAGAAAUUAAAAAUUAUUCAAAAAUCAAUAUUUUGGGAAAUUCUCUGGAAAAUGUCCUACCUCUUCUACAACCCAAGCAAUUCCACAGUCUGCUCUACAAGCAACAACUCCAUAGCAGCAGCUCAUCCCUCCCCAUUUCCUAUGAAUUUGUUGCUAAAAUGCAGACAAUUGGCUUCAAGAGAGAACAUGCCAAUGAAAGGAGCACAGACACAGCAGCAAGGAGCACCUGUGGCACAUCCAGACCUGCCUCCACUUGCAAUCAACCAGCAACACAUCUACAAUGCCCUUGAUCGACUCUCCAGCCUCCUCCUUCCCAAAUCAGGGACAAACCCUCCUAUAUAGGUAACCUUAGAGAUCUGACUCCAGCUCACAAGAGGGG